CUAGCGAUUGUAGCAUAUUAAAUUCCCCUGGCCCGUCUUUCUUGUUUGAAGAGAGUUGUUUGUUUCCUGACGGCUACAAUGAUAUGGCUUUGAGGUAACUGCCAAGAUGGACAUGAGAUAUUUUUGUCCAACAGUGAAGCCCCUGCUUGACAAUGUGGUUUCUGAAGCAUCUCAUAUCCAGAAUCUAACGGAGGCUCUCAGUUCUGGCUAUCAUCAACAAAUCAGGCAGGAGAACCACAUUCAGCCAUCUGGGUCCUUACUCCAUGCAUGUCAUGGAGACAUUAAUUUGGAAAAAAACACAAGUGACCAGCAUCCAUACUCUAUUUCAUCAAACCAUACCCCACUGCUGUCUGAAAUCGCAAGUUUGAAGAGGGACCUGAGUGAUGUUCAGCUAAAACACCAGAACAUUGUUCAAGAGCUAAACCAGUCCAUUCACUCUGCUCAGUGUGGUAUCAGCAAUUCAAAGCUAAUCCUACCACAGAAUAUGCAACUCUUCAAACAGGAACAACAGGUGUCUGAUGGCAAGGUUCUUUGCCUGGAUCAAAACCUCACAGGCAACCUCACAUCCGAAACAAAUGUCGGAGAUAAUAUCCAAGCUCUCAACCACACUGUGGAGACUUCGGAAUUUAAGGAACAGACAGAUGUGAAAACCUUGAGAAUGCAAAUGGCAUUUUUCGAGGAGAAGAUCACUUCCUUGCAGAGAAAAUUAAGAGCAUCAGAGGAAAAACUCCAUUCCUUGCAGGAAAAGUUGUUUUAUUCAGAACAAAAAGCACAGUCUGUGCAAGCCAGAUUAAUAAACUCCAAUGGCAGGGCAUUUUACCUGGAGGAAGCCAUCAUGUCUGCAGAGGAUGUUGUGCAAUCUCAAAAGAAAGCCCUGCUGGAAAGUGAAACUCGAGCAACCACUGCCAAAAUCCAACUCGAGUUUUUGCAGGAGCAGAACCUGGAACACCAAAAGUCAGUACAGAAAAUGUCAGAAUCUCUUGGAGCCUCAGAGGAACUGUGGAAAAGAGUGCCUGAGAUGGGAAUUAGUUUAGAGCAUUACAAAAGACAGGUGGACAUUUUGCAACAUGCACUGAGCAGGGCUGAUUCCAUGCACAAAGAGGAAAUGGAACAGCUCGAAAGUAAAAUGGAGAAACAGGCCGUACAUCAGCAAAACCUGCAAAAUGAAGUUUUGGAUUUAUCUAAGAAAUUACUUCAAGAGCGACUACAAAUGAGAGAGAACCUUAUAGAAUCAGUUAAAUAUGAAGAGCAUGUCCAAGACCCUAUGCAGGAAGCAAGGCAGGGUGCUAGGAAACAGAGUAACAGCCAAUGUUAUGAUAUGGAUAAUCUGAGCGGUUGGGGGCAGGUUGGGACAACCGAGCAGAACAUCAUGCAACAUGGGAGCAGACAAACACCUGAACUGGACAUGGGGGAGAGACCAUUACAAGCCUGUCUGAAUAGCUUACUAAAAGAGUUCAUGGAACUUAGGGGAAAUAUUAACACAGUCCUGAAAGACCAUGAAGAAAGCAAUAACCAGAAGAGGUGGGAUUGGAUGAAGGUACAGGAACAGAGCCAAGAGUGGGAGAGAAGGGCUGGGAAACUGGUGGACAGCUUGUAUUACUUUCAAAAUCAACAGAUGCUUGGAAAUAAAGGAGGCCUCAGUGAUGGAACUGAUAUGGCAUCACAGACAGGAAACCCAUGCAUUCACCACUCUCCUGAAGUGAUGCCUCACAAAGAGGACAUCAGACUUUACUCUUGGCCUCAAAAUUCACACAGGCCAGAUUUGGGGAAUAGUAAGCAAUGUCAGUUUCAUCUACCAAAUGGAUUCACAUACUCUGACAGCAUGCUGGAUCUGACAGUCCAAAAACACUAUAAAAAUGUCCUGAGAGAGGGAUUCCAUGGGAACACUCAAGGUUUACAACGGAUGCCAUGAAGCCAAGAAUUUCAGUUCAGUUGUACUGUUACUGUUGUGUAAACAAUUAUUUAUCCACAAUUAUUUUGAUCAAUAAAAUGUCAAUAUAUUUGUGCAUCUGC
Messenger RNA from Sardina pilchardus (European sardine), 2013 nucleotides. RefSeq lists its product as uncharacterized. Bases 107 to 1912 code for a protein of 601 amino acids. The transcript has 8 exons. NCBI's taxonomy places the organism in Eukaryota, Metazoa, Chordata, Actinopteri, Clupeiformes, Clupeidae. The record is from RefSeq and is a predicted model, not a curated record.